AUGUCUGGAAAACACUUGCUGCUUUUGCUCCUCAUUGCUGUUCUCAUCACCACCGGUUGUCUUGCUCAUCAUGAUGACUACAAACAUGACAAGAAGCCGCCCAAGAAGAAAUCCCCUAAGGGCGAUUAUCAUAAACCACCUGCUAAACAUGAUAAAAAGCCACCCAUGAAGAAGUAUCCACCAGAAGAGAAGCCCCCAACGGCACCUUACAAACCACCUUCGGUACCAAGAAAUCCUUCAGCAACCUAUUUUUCAAGAACAAGGUUCCUUAUAGUAGUAGUGAUCUUCACCGCUCAUUGCCUUGCUAAUCAUCAACAUGAUCAUCGCAAAACUUCUCCACGGCACAAGUCAAUUGAAAACCGGAAACCAUUACCUCAACACAAAUCAUUAGUACCAUCCAAGGGAGAAAAGGUAUCAACUGGGAAAAAACCUCCAGUGCCUCCACAAAACCGGGAAAAGCCACCACAUGAGGAUCACAAAUCUCAUGUCUCAGGUGGAAAAGCUCCUAAAAGGGGUGCUAACAAACCACCUGUUGAACAUAGCCCACAAUUGCCUCCGGGUAGAAAUGAGCUUCCUCUGAAGAAGCUACCCCCUUCUGAAAAGAAGCCCCCAUUGCCACCCCACAAACCACCCUCGACAUACUGA
Molecule: messenger RNA, 645 nt
Organism: Beta vulgaris subsp. vulgaris (sugar beet)
Lineage: Eukaryota; Viridiplantae; Streptophyta; Magnoliopsida; Caryophyllales; Amaranthaceae
Product: early nodulin-75
Exons: 3
Coding region: 1-645 (214 amino acids)
Source: RefSeq, a predicted model, not a curated record